AUUUCCAGCGUCGGAUUGCACACGACCUCUUUUGCUAUUCGCCGUUCCCACAGCACCCAGAGAGCCGUUGGUAGAACGACCUUUCCAACUGACCACGUUCAUCUCUGCUCUUCUCCCUCUAAUUUGCAAUGGUAAUCGUCGUUCGGCACACCGUAAUCUGGCUUUUGCUGCUCUCGCUACACGCGGCGGUCAACGUCGAAUCCUUCUCAAGCGUUGCGUCACAGUUUCGAUCCGGUUAUAAAAGUGCGAGGACAUUGUCUUCGCUGGACGCCAAGCCUCAACGAUUAAAAGAAAAUGUAGAUGGAGUUGUGUAUGUCAACGAUAAGUGCAUCAAUUGCGCCGCAUGUGCCGCUUUUGCUCCGGCGUCUUUUUCCCGCAGCAAUAGCGAUAAUGCCCACUUUGUUCAUCACCAGCCGGAAACCCUGGAUGAGAUUGAACAUGCCCGGGCUGCCUUAGCGGCCUGUCCGGUAGCAGCCAUUCGAGUCGAAACGUUGGCCGAACGCCGCCAUCGGGCAUCCACUCCGGAACAGAAACAGCUUAUCGAAGACGAUUGGACUGAGCAGGAGGAGUCUCUGGUCCGCAAAAUGGCAAUAAAUCCAGCAAGAAACGGACUACCCAAACCUUUUCCUAAACCGUUGUUAGGUCUUCCCAACGCGUACUGGGUGGGACACCAUAACGAAAGAUCCUUUGGAGGUGUUCCGUACUUGUUUCAGGCUUCAGUCGCUGGGAAAUCCAAAUGGAUCUUGGUGGACACACCCAAGUAUAGCAAGUCAUCGCUGGACGCAGUUGUUUCCGUAACGGGACCUGAAGGGCCGGACUAUCUCUUUUUAACACACGUGGACGAUACGGCCGAUCAUGGGAAAUGGGCCUCCCACUUUCCGUCACUGCAACGGAUUUUUCAUGACGGUGAUUUAGGAGAGCACAAUUGGUUGGGCGACGAGACACUGGCAGACGUAGAAAUUCUACUAUCAAAGCAGCCAAGGUCCGAUGAGACGGUCUUGACGGCCUAUCAAAUUGACGGAACUAUCUUGUCAGAGAAAUGGCAAGAUACAUUGGAGGAUGAUGUUGUCAUUUUGCACACUCCUGGACAUUCGCCAGGGAGUAUAUGCUUGUACUGGCGAUCCAACAAGCUUUCUAAGGAUCAGCACGACGGUGUUGUUUUUACUGGAGAUACAUACGGCUACACGACUCGGAACGGUGGACAAAUGACCGCAUUUCCUCGUUACGGAAAUAAUUUACGAACUCUGGCGAAUUCGCUGACGGGACUUUUGUCCUUGGAUUGGCAUACUAUUGCGCCAGGACAUGGGGAGGUGAGAGAUUAUUCUAAUCACAAUGGCUCGGCAGACGAUGUGAAGGAACUACAGCGGGCGGAAAUGCAAACUGCCGUGGAAGAAAUGAUGAGUUCCGGUCGAUGGUGAAUGCUCGAGACCGAAACUUUUGUAUCGUAACUUGGUGCGGUUUUUUCACUUUACCACAGGGCGAAACUCAAUUGUCAUCUCUUAACCGAAAGCCAACACAUAUUUACAUUGAUUGACAGCUACUUGUUGCGUAAAUACAGAGUGACUUCACAAACAGUAACACAAGCACAUAAAUGAUGCACAUUUGCACUCACAGUG
Molecule: messenger RNA, 1616 nt
Organism: Phaeodactylum tricornutum CCAP 1055/1
Lineage: Eukaryota; Bacillariophyta; Bacillariophyceae; Surirellales; Neidiaceae
Exons: 2
Coding region: 129-1418 (429 amino acids)
Source: RefSeq, a predicted model, not a curated record